GAAGACAUGGUAAAUUGAGUUAGCUUUACAAUGGAGGUGGUUUCAAGUCGUUUGGAGCUGUAUUGAGGGAUUUAUGAUCAAAAUACUACACACAUAUCAGUGUGUGCAACAUGGAGAAAGUGGAGAAAACUUUAAUGAGUGAGUUUUAUCUCUUUAAAGCUUGCAACAUGGGGGAUGGGUUGUCUAUCAUGAGUUUGGUGGCUCUUUUGGCCUAACUUUCUCUACCUUUUCUGAAGAGGCAAGACUACUUUGGCCAUAUGAAGGGGCAAAAGGUGUUCUAUAAUGGAAGAAAGUGGAGAAUAACUUUUAUGAGUGUGUUUUAUGCUUUAUGCUUUCACAUGAUGGAUGUGUUGUCAUCCUCCUUUACUUAGGCUAUAAAAGAGACUGCAAGGGGAAGGAGGAAGACACAAUACACAGAGUACAAUACAACAAAGAGUAGAGAGUGAAAGUUUUAUAGUUUCAUAUUUUGUAUUUUGAGAGUUUGAGAGAAAACAUUUGUUCUUGGAGUGUUCUUGAAGUUUAUGUUAUAAAGUCUUGUUUUCCUUUAGCCAUUCUCUUCAUCUAAUUUCUGUUUCUUGUUUUCAUAUAUCAUAUCAUCUUGGUUAUGCUUCUAUCCAUCAUGGGAUUAAGUGUAAACAAGAUGAUUAGUGAGUAAUCACCCUUAGGAUCAAUGGGUUAGGUAGAUUAAUGGGUGAUUAGGGAAGAGUUAAGGUGUUCUAAUGGUUAAAUGCUUAGAUUUCUAUGCUUACUAAGUAUUCUUAAUGCUAGAUUAAUUUUGGCCAUUUUAAUCUAGAUUCUAAGUGUUUGUAGGGCAUCGAAAGUGUUUGCAUAAUGCUUGAAUGGACCUAGUAAAGCUCUAGCUUGAAUAACCAAGGAAUUGUUGUUAGGAUUGCUAGAUGGUUAGUAGACUAGAACUUAAUGUAUGUUUGAGUGAACAAAACGAACGGAAGUUGAUGUUUAGUUCAUAAUUGCAUAAGGGUUUCUACCACGGGAGUGGAUUAAUCUAAAUUGAAUGAAAUCUAGACCUAUAGAAAGUUAAGAUUAUUUGAAGUUAGACGCCUUGAUUUAGAACUAUCACCUUGAAAUCAAUUGCCUAAAUACCCAUUGGUUCUUCUUUGUUAUAUUUGAAUUAAAACUCAAGUUAUUUCGCACUAUUACUUGUUACAAACAAACAUCAUUUGAUUGCACUUAGAUUGAGAUAAAUGGCUUGCAUUCUUAGUGCUUAGAAUCACUAGAGAUUGGAUUGACAUCUUAAGUACUACAACACUUAAGGAUUAAACUUAUCCUUUAUCAAGUUUUGGCGCCGUUGCCAUUCUCUAGAUUGAUUUUGACAUUAGGAUUUGGUCAUUACUUGAGACUAAGUCUUAUUUUUCAUUUUUAAGUUACUAAUUAUCUAUCUUCAUCUCUAUUUGGAUGACAGGUGCAUGAACUUGAGAAGCAAAGGAUCAACAAAUCUUGCACCAAGAGUGGACAACAUCAAAGCCUUAGAAAGAGAGUUGGGAAGACAGAGAAGAGAAAGAGAAAAGCAAGCCCACUUACAUAGAUUGGGGCUUGAGAUGGAGAGAAACCCGAAUCAACCGGAAGGUGUCUAUGAAGUUGAUGAUCAUAGACAAAAUGUCCAAGGAGUUCCUCCUGGAGCUGCUCAAGAGGAACAUGGCCAAGGAGCUGCAAACCUUAGGCCUCAAAAUCAACAACGCCUGGGAAGAUCCAUUGGCACUUAUGAUCAACCUAACAUAAAUGGGAAUAGGUUGGGCAUUAGGGCACCGCCAGUUGCCAACAACAAUUUCGAGAUCAAGUCAAGCCUCAUCAACAUGAUUGAAAACAACAAGUACCAUGGACUUGCCUUGGAAGACCCACUAGAUCACCUUGACAGAUUUGAUAAGUACUGUGGCUUGUCAAAAACAAAUGGAGUUUCAGAGGAUGCUUUCAAGCUCAGAUUGUUUCCCUUCUCUUUGGGAGACAAGGCUCACACUUGGGAGAAAAACAUCUCAAGUGAUACUAUCACCACUUGGGAUGAAUGCAAGAAGGCCUUCCUCAACAAGUUCUUCUCAGCUACAAGGACUGCCAACCUUAGAAAUCAGAUCUCUGGUUUUCAACAAAGAGGACUUGAAGGAUUUUUAGACGCAUGGGAGAGAUUCAGAAGCUACCUGUCUCAAUGUCCCCACCAUGGCUUCAACAAUGAGAGCUUGCUAAGCACUUUCUACAGAGGAGUCUUGCCUAAAUUCAAAAGCCAGCUUGACACUGCAAGCAAUGGAAACUUCUUGGGGAGGACUGUGGAAGAUGCUUUAGAACUCUUGGAGAACAUGACACAGAGUGACUCUGUCUACAAUGAUGAAUAUGAUAGAAGAGACAGAGGUGGUGGAGGAGAAGAUAUGACCACAAAGAGAGAGCUGAAAGCACUUCAAGACAAGAUUGACAUGCUACUAUCAGAAAAGACCAAGAAAGAGGAGUUACAUAUGGUUGCUGAAGUUGAUAGAGUAGAAUGCCAAGAAGAUAUGUACUAUGUCAAUGCUCAGGGUACAUGGUACAAGAAGGAGCCUGACUAUCAAUACCAGAACAACUACCAACAGAAACCCUUCUACAACAACCAACAGAAGCCAUUCAACAACUACCAGCCAAGACCAUUCUACAACAAUCAGCCUAAGCCAUUCUACAACAACAACCAAGGUGGUUACCAACCCAAACAGAACUUCCCUCCUGGAUUCUCACCAAAACCAAGUCAACCUGCACAAGACCAAGCUGGAUCAUCAACACAACCUCCACAAGAGAGUAGUACUGAAGCUAUGCUGAAACAAUUAUUGGAGGGACAAGCAAGAAGUGAGAAACAAUUAGGGUAUGAGCUGAAAAAUCUCCACAACAAGAUUGAUGGGAAUUACCAUGAUCUAAACAACAAGUUCAAAGCCUUGGAGAACCAGUUUGUCUCUAUGACAGCCAGCUCAAGUCGCCAACAAGGUUCCCUACCUGGAAAGCCUGAACAAAACCCAAAGGAGACAAUAAAGGCAAUCACCCUAAGGAGUGGAAGAGAGUUGCCUCCUAAAGUUCUCAUUAAGGAUAAUGAGAAACAAGGUGGGGAGGUGGUCAUCAAUGUAGAUGAUGAUGUGGUGAUUGUGGAUGAGAAGACUAAUGAGGAAAUCUUGGAGAAGAUAGUUGAAGCUAAGGGCAAGAGAAAGAUUGGAGAGGAGAAAGUUGAGAACAAAAAUGAGGCUGCUACAUCAACAAAGGAGAAAUUGUUCACUCCUCCUCCCUAUGAGCCAAAGCUUCCCUUUCCUGGAAGAUUCAAGAAGCAACUCCUAGAGAAGUACAAAGCCUUGUUUGACAAGCAAAUGAGUGAAGUUCAUCUCACCAUGCCCAUAAUUGAUGCAUUUAUGCUGGUUCCACAAUACAGCAAGUUCUUGAAAGAUGCUGUAGAACAAAAGAAGAAAGAGAUGGAAGGGAUGGUGAUUCUUACUCAUGAGUGCAGCGCCAUUAUUCAGAGACUGACUGUCCCAAGGAAGCUAGAAGACCCUGGUAGUUUCACCCUGCCAUGCGCCAUUGGACCUUUGACAUUUGAGAGAUGUCUAUGUGAUUUGGGAGCAAGUGUCAGCCUCAUGCCACUAUCCAUUGCCAAGAAGCUUGGGUUUACACAAUAUAAAAAGUGCAAGAUCUCUUUGGUGCUAGCUGAUCGAUCUGUCAAGCUCCCCAUUGGCAUCCUAGAAGAUCUUCCUGUCAAGAUAGGAAAUUGUGAAGUGCCUACUGACUUUGUAGUGCUUGAGAUGGAUGAAGAGCCUAGAGAUCCUUUGAUCUUUGGAAGACCUUUCUUGGCAACUGCUGGAGCAAUGGUGAAUGUGAGAGAUGGCACAAUUGAUCUCCACCUUGAAAAAGAUCACACUCUCCAUUUUGAUAUCAAGGAGAUGAUGAAGAAGCCCACAACUCAAGGAGAAAUAUUCUACAUUGAUGAGAUGGAUGUCUUGGCUGAUGAUUUCCUUGAGGAGUUAGCGAUUGAGGACUCUCUUCAACAUGCCCUGACCAUUGAAAGAGAGACCCAAAUGAUUGAAAACAAGGAGAGUGAUGAGCUAGUAAGAAGGCUAGAUGUUCACCUUGAGGAGGAUGGAGAAGAUGAGUUCAUGGAGUUGCCACAAGUGACUCAACAUGCUGCCUCAGCAGACAUUCAAGAGAACCUCCAUGAAGCUGAUUGGAGUGAGCUCAAGGCACCAAAAGUGGAGCUUAAACCUCUUCCCCAUGGUGUAAGGUAUGCUUUCCUUGGACCUAAUGAGACAUAUCCUGUCAUUGUGAGUAGUGAGCUGACUGAGAAUGAAUUGUCUAUGCUUUUAAAUGAACUUAAAAAGUAUAGAAAAGCACUAGGAUACUCACUUGAUGACAUUAAAGGAAUCUCACCAUCUUUGUGCAUGCAUAGGAUACAUCUAGAGGAUGAAUCUAAAACUUCAAUUGAACACCAAAGAAGAUUAAAUCCUAAUUUGAAAGAUGUUGUUAAAAAAGAGAUAAUCAAAUUGUUAGAUGCUGGUGUGAUCUAUCCUAUCUCUGAUAGCAAUUGGGUUUCACCUGUGCAUGUAGUUCCUAAAAAGGGUGGCAUAACAGUUGUUAAGAACGAAAAUGAUGAGUUAAUACCAACAAGAACAAUAACUGGACAUAGGAUGUGCAUUGACUAUCGAAAACUGAAUGCAGCCUCUAGAAAGGAUCAUUUCCCUUUACCAUUCAUUGAUCAGAUGUUAGAGAGGCUAGCUAACCAUCCCUAUUAUUGUUUCCUUGAUGGAUACUCUGGAUUUUUCCAAAUCCCUAUACACCCAAAUGACCAAGAGAAAACGACAUUCACUUGUCCUUAUGGUACCUUUGCAUAUCGAAGGAUGCCAUUUGGACUGUGCAAUGCACCAGCAACAUUCCAAAGAGCAAUGAUGUCGAUUUUCUCUGAUCUUAUUGAGGAUGUAAUGGAGGUGUUUAUGGAUGAUUUUUCUGUAUACGGUUCUUCGUUUGCUACUUGUUUGUCAAAUCUUUGCAGGGUAUUACAGAGAUGUGAGGACACUAACCUGGUGCUCAAUUGGGAGAAGUGUCACUUCAUGGUCAAGGAAGGGAUUGUUCUUGGACACAAAGUUUCUGAGAAAGGAAUUGAAGUGGACAAAGCCAAGAUAGAUGUCAUGGUUGGUCUAGCUCCACCAAGAACAGUGAAGGAUAUAAGAAGCUUCCUUGGCCAUGCUGGUUUCUACAGAAGGUUCAUCAAAGACUUCUCCAAAAUAGCUAGACCAUUGACCAAGCUGCUGUGCAAGGAGAUCAUCUUCAACUUUGAUGAAGAAUGCCUAGAAGCCUUUAAGAAGCUGAAGGAGGAGCUCACCAGUGCCCCAAUAGUUCAACCACCAGAUUGGAGUCUACCCUUCGAAAUCAUGUGCGACGCCAGUGACUAUGCUGUGGGGGCAGUCUUGGGGCAAAAGAAGGACAAGAAGACACAUGUGAUCUACUAUGCUAGUAGAACACUUGAUGAUGCCCAAAUGAAGUAUGCCACAACUGAGAAGGAGCUGUUGGCAAUUGUCUAUGCCUUCGAGAAGUUCAGGAGCUACCUGGUAGGGUCUAAGGUCAUUGUAUACACUGAUCAUGCUGCACUACGACAUCUACUAGCCAAGAAGGAUGCCAAGCCAAGGCUGCUCAGAUGGAUAUUAAUACUACAAGAGUUUGAUCUCGAAAUCAAGGACAAGCCAGGAGUGGAGAAUGGUGUAGCUGAUCACCUUUCAAGAUUAAGAGUGGAGUGUGGGAUUCCUAUUGAUGAGGGACUCCCUGAAGAGCAGAUUAUGGCUAUAGAAGCAAUGGUCACAGCUUGUGAGACUGGAAGGAAGAUUGAAGAAAUGAAGGCAAUUGAUGAAACAGGCCCAUGGUAUGCUGAUCUAGUGAACUACUUGGCAUGUGGAAGGGAACCAUUGAAUCUGACAGGCUAUGCAAGGAAGAAGUUCUUCAAGGAUGUGAAGAGAUACUACUGGGACGAGCCUUACCUCUACACUCUUUGCAAAGAUCAAAUCUAUAGAAGAGUAGUAGCUCAAGAGGAGGUGGAAGGAAUCCUCACACACUGCCAUGGAUCAGCCUAUGGAGGUCACUUUGCCACCUUCAAGACUGUCUCCAAGGUGCUACAAGCAGGAUUUUGGUGGCCCCAUAUGUUCAAAGACACACAAGAGUUUGUGUCAAGGUGUGACCCAUGCCAAAGGAGAGGGAACAUCACCAAGAGAAAUGAGAUGCCUCAAAAUCCUAUCUUGGAAGUGGAAGUGUUUGAUGUGUGGGGCAUUGACUUCAUGGGACCAUUCCCAUCUUCCUAUGGUAAUGAAUACAUUCUUGUUGCUGUGGAUUAUGUCUCCAAAUGGGUGGAAGCUAUAGCCAGCCCAACCAAUGAUGCUAAGGUUGUCCUCAAGAUGUUCAAGAGCAUUAUCUUCCCAAGGUUUGGAGUCCCAAGAGUUGUGAUCAGUGAUGGAGGCACCCACUUCAUCAACAAACUUUUUGAGAACCUUCUUAAGAAGAAUGGUGUCAAGCACAAGGUGGCAACUGCUUAUCAUCCCCAAACAAGUGGCCAAGUUGAGAUUUCCAACAGGGAGAUAAAGUCCAUUUUGGAGAAGACUGUGGGGACAACAAGGAAGGAUUGGUCUACAAAGCUUGAUGAUGCACUUUGGGCCUAUAGGACUGCUUUCAAGACACCCUUGGGAACCACUCCCUUCAAUCUUGUCUAUGGGAAAGCUUGCCAUCUGCCAGUGGAGCUUGAGUACAAGGCAUUAUGGGCUGUUAAGAUGCUGAACUUUGACAUCAAGAGUGCCAAAGAGAAAAGACUUUUCCAACUCCAUGAGCUUGAUGAGAUUCGACUUGAUGCUUUUGAGAACUCAAGGAUUUACAAAGAAAAGACCAAGGCAUUCCAUGACAAGAAGAUCCUGAAGAGGGAGUUCAACAUUGGUGGUCAAGUGUUGCUCUUCAACUCUCGAUUGAAGUUGUUCCCUGGAAAACUUAAGUCAAGAUGGUCCGGCCCUUUCAAGAUCAAAGAAGUGAGGCCAUAUGGAGCAAUUGUGCUUUGGAACAAGACCGGUGGGGACUUUACAGUGAAUGGGCAAAGAGUCAAGCUGUACAUGGCGGCCACACCUGAGAAGGAAGGAACCUCGGUUCCACUUACCGAUCCCAAACCAGCCUAAACCAAAAAAGGGUAGUCAAGCUAGAGACUUAAAACAAGCUCACUUGGGAGGAAGUCCCACAUCUAUCCCUAUAUAUAUUACUGUUUUACUUGUGUGGUUUUUCUUUUGUGUGUUUGAUAAGUGUGUUUAAAAUUUUCAGGUGAUUCUCCACUUAAUCAAAAAAGAAAGAUGGCCAUCCAGCAAAGCUACAAGUGUUAAAAUUAUUCAACUCCAAGCUAAGUGUCUCUACAACCAUUGUAAAUAUAUAGUUUUCAUGUUUGUUUCUUCUAGACCUCUUCUUUCACCUUGCUCUCACACAAGAGACUGUGUGAAGUAAGUGUGGGGGGGAGAGUCUACUUAUCUCACAUGUUUUCUGUUUUGUUUACUUGUCAUAAGCAUUGCAUAUCCAUUUGCAUAGAAAAUCCAUAAAAAUUUGCAAAAUUCCAAAAAUUACAAAAAAAAAAAACAUUUAGUUAUAUCAUUUGCAUCUUUAGGUUUGAGUCUAGAUCAUAUAGAAUGCAUAGGUAAAAUCCCUACAAAGGACUCAUGCAAUGAACUCAUUGUUGAUACCCUUUUGAAUCAUAAUAAGUAGCUUGAGCUUCUUCUGAAUUUCUUGUAGACUUCGAGCCUUGAAAACUCCUCUUAAGACUCAUUGAAUCUUACUCUUUGAAACCAACUCCGAUCUUAGUUGACUUAAAUGAACUUAAUGCUUCUUGCUUAUGGUCUCUUGAGUACUAAAUCAUGGCUUUACACACACUUGAGCUUGUAUAAACCGUUUUACCAAUCUUUUUGACAACUCAAGUGGUAGUCCAUACCCUAAACCCUUCCCUUCUUUCAAACCAUCAUUAAUUGUUGAGUGAGGUCUUUUUGUGAAAGCUUGUCAUGUGCAAAAUCUUGAAAGUAUUAGGAGCGACAUUGAUUUGUUCUCAUCUCUUGCUAGCAUUAGGACCUCUUUUGGGCUAGCAUCUAGGAUGGUGGUUGGAAUGAUGUGCUUUAAUUAUUUUGAUCUUGGGGAUUGAAUUGGGAAA
Brassica napus (rape) is the source of this 8152-nucleotide messenger RNA. RefSeq lists its product as uncharacterized. The transcript has 2 exons. NCBI's taxonomy places the organism in Eukaryota, Viridiplantae, Streptophyta, Magnoliopsida, Brassicales, Brassicaceae. Gene Ontology annotation, molecular function: nucleic acid binding. The coding region runs from base 1425 to 7145 and encodes 1906 amino acids. Gene Ontology annotation, biological process: DNA integration. The record is from RefSeq and is a predicted model, not a curated record.